Boeremia exigua is the source of this 1392-nucleotide messenger RNA. RefSeq names its product mRNA capping enzyme, catalytic domain-containing protein. The transcript has a single exon. The record is from RefSeq and is a predicted model, not a curated record. Gene Ontology annotation, cellular component: mRNA capping enzyme complex. Gene Ontology annotation, molecular function: mRNA guanylyltransferase activity; ATP binding. Gene Ontology annotation, biological process: 7-methylguanosine mRNA capping. The coding region runs from base 96 to 1358 and encodes 420 amino acids. Lineage: Eukaryota; Fungi; Ascomycota; Dothideomycetes; Pleosporales; Didymellaceae.
CGCGCUUUCUAGGGUAGGACCUUUUGAGGUGCACUCGCUGCAUCCACACUCCCGACUCCAAUCUCCGAUACUCACAUACUGCUCCGCGAUUCACCAUGCCGUCCUCUGUGCCAGUCCAUGCCCCGCCGCCGCAUAUGCCAGGCUUACUGGUGCCGAACGAUGAUGCGAGAGCGCUCAAAGAAGACGUUGCAAACAUUCUCGAGCGCGAUCGCACGACCUUUCCUGGCGCACAACCUGUUUCUUUUGGCCGUGAGCACCUUGCUGAGCUACAGCAGCGCGAGUACUUCAUGUGCGAAAAGACGGACGGACUCAGAGUCCUACUAUUUCUUCACUGGUACGACGAUGGAUCAGGUGUGCAUCCGCUCACCUUUCUCAUCGACCGCAAAAACAACUUCUACAAUGUUGAGCCCGCCAUAAAAAUACCAUACUAUCAAGAUCCAAACGAUCGAAAUAAGUUUCUCUUCGGCACAAUACUCGAUGGGGAGCUGGUCAAUGAUCAGUAUCCCGGAGAACCGUCGCCUCGCCUCAUAUACUACGUAUUUGAUGCCCUUGCAGUAGACAAUCAAAAUCUCACAGCCAAAGGCAUGGAUAAGCGGCUAGGUCGCAUGAAGGAACAUGUCCUCAAACCCUACAGCAAGUGGCUUGAACAGAACCCCUCCCUCAAUGUCGCACACCUGCAGCCAUUUCGUCUCAAGGAGAAACAGAUGCAUCAGUCGUAUCACCUCCAGCACAUCUUCAGUAACAUCCUGCCCCAACUCAAGCACGGCAACGAUGGCCUCAUCUUCACAUGCAAAGACACGCGCUACCAGUAUGGUACAGAUCAGCACAUUCUGAAAUGGAAGCCUCCGCAUGAGAACACCAUAGAUUUCAAAUUGCGCUUGGGCGAGUUUCCCCUCAUCGACCCUGAAGACGGCGAAGAAGGCCCAAUCCCAGAUUACGAUGCGCUUCCCGCUCCUGUCCAGCUCCUGGUCCAACACAACAAUAACGACUACCGGCCCUUUGCCGCGCUUUCUUUAACGCUUGCGGAAUGGAAUAUCUUGAAGUCUCUCAAUCAACGCCUCGACGGGCGAAUCAUUGAAUGCUACCGCUCGCCUGCUGGCCAAUGGAAAUAUAAAGCUGAAGCAGAUGGUUCACCGCGUUGGCGUGACGAUAAAAAGGAUGCGAACCACAUCAGCACCGUCAACAGUGUGCUGGCCAGCAUUGAGAACCCUGUGACCGAGUUGGACUUACUGGGUAACGAACAGAAGAUAAAGGAGGCUGUUUACCGCAUUCAAGGCAGACCUCUGCCAUCGCAGACCGGCGAGGAUGAGAGGGAGGCGAAGAAAAGGAAGUUCGGUGAAGCGAAUGGGCAGCACUGAAACGACUGCCUUGCAAGAAUUGCAGGUCAAGGGC